Phialemonium atrogriseum is the source of this 645-nucleotide messenger RNA. RefSeq names its product RNA polymerase II transcription mediator complex subunit 9-domain-containing protein. Gene Ontology annotation, molecular function: transcription coregulator activity. Gene Ontology annotation, cellular component: mediator complex. Gene Ontology annotation, biological process: regulation of transcription by RNA polymerase II. The record is from RefSeq and is a predicted model, not a curated record. The coding region runs from base 1 to 645 and encodes 214 amino acids. The transcript has a single exon. NCBI's taxonomy places the organism in Eukaryota, Fungi, Ascomycota, Sordariomycetes, Cephalothecales, Cephalothecaceae.
AUGGCGUCCGACCUCGCCGAAACCCUCUCCCCAGACUCGAUCGACACCCUCACCGAGCUCGGCUCCAUCCUCGCCCGCCUCCGCCCCUCGCCCGGCACGACCGACCUCUCCACCCCGGCCCUCGACAACCUCCCAGGCCUACCGAGCAGCAACGGCGCCAACGGCGGCGCAUCGUUCGCCACGCCAGCGCCGCACCCGGGCCCCGUGACGGGGACAACGCCCCUCCCCCAGCCCCAAUCCCAACUCGCAGGAUCAGCAUCAGCACCAGCCCCGACAGGCGCCGGCGCCCCGUCAUCAUCCAGCACAACAACAGCAACAACAGCAGCAGCAGCCGGCGGCCUCGCCCUCAAGGACGUCCCGACGGCGACCGACGGCCUCAAGCACAAGCUGCAGCGCGCGCGGGCGCGGAUCCGCGAGCUGCCCGACAUGGGCCGCACCGUCGCGCAGCAGGAGGCCGAGGCCGCCGCGCUGGAGGCCCGCAUCGCCGCCCAGAGGGAGGUGCUCGCCGCCCUGAGGGAGGUCGGCAUGAGGUUCGCCAGCGGCGAGGAGGGGCCGACCGCCACCACCACCACCAGCACCACCGUCGCCGCCGCCGGCGGUGAGGCGGGGGACGUGGCGAUGGCGGGAUGUGAGGUGAAGAGGUGA